AACCUAAAAAAAUAAACGCACGCGCCUUCCCUCCCUCUCCCUUCACUUUCGACUUCCGACCCCGUCCGCUCUCAUCGCCGUCGCGUCCCUCACCCUACAUCGUCGACGCUUGCCAAUCCCAACCGACGUCGCCACUUCCUCUCGCCCCUGUCACUCUUCCCUGUCAGCUGCAAAACGAUUUCACGCGCGGGGGUAGCGGCCCAAGCUGAUCAGAGUGGCAGCUACCUCUCUUCUUGAUCAUUCGGGCUGUCUUUGUCUCUCAGCCCUGUUGUUCUGGAAAUUUUGAAAUGGGAUCUCAAAAUUUUCUAUGGAACUUGGCUAAGAAGUAUUUCACUGUUGGGCUCGUGACCUUGACCAUUUCAGAUCGGUAUGCAAGUAUGGGCCAUGUUCGGGGUCUUUCUAUGUCACCCACAUUUAAUCCAAGAAGCACUAGUUUUAUGGGAUCAUUUUAUGAUGACUAUGUUCUGGUGGAGAAAUUUUGCCUUGAAAAUUAUAAGUUUUCACAUGGUGAUGUGGUAGUUUUCUGCUCCCCCACUAAUUACAAGGAGAAACACAUAAAAAGAAUAAUUGCCCUGCCUGGUGACUGGAUCAAAAUCCCUAAUUCAUAUGAUGCACUGAAGAUUCCAGAGGGGCACUGUUGGGUAGAGGGAGACAAUUCAGCUUCUAGCAUGGAUUCAAGAUUUUUUGGUCCAAUUCCUUUGGGUUUAAUUCGUGGAAGGGUCACUCAUAUUCUGUGGCCUCCUGGGAGAGUAGGUGUCGUUGAGAGAAGAAUAUCUCAAGACAGGCUCUCUUCCUACUGAUUUACAGACUGCAGGUUCUUCUUUCAGAGAACAAAUAAUUUUUUGGUUCAUUUCUUUGUGGGCAUUAGCCAAGCCAGCAUUGUUUUCUUGAAUGGGUGGUCCUGAGUCAUGAAAUGUUUUCACCAUCCAAGAGCUGCUGUAUUUGACAGAAACAGGGUUGUUCUUCCAACUGUUCUACUGCAAUGAGGGUUCCUCUUGGCAGGGCUUUUGAUUUAUUAUAGGGCAUUUGCCCCACGGCAACACUUUUUGGUUGGAUCAGUGAUUUGAGGCUGAAAUGUUUUUUCAACUAUUCUGGAGAUGAUGCUAAUUGUAGCAAACACCAGAGUAUGCAGUAAUUAAUGUAUUGACCACAGACAAAUUUGGAGUGGAUGUGACAAAAAAAUUGACUAUUUGUCAUUGUUUGAUGACAUUUCAACAGUUUUUGUUCUAAUAUUUGUGAGGAUGGUCAAAUGAUGUAAGAACUUGAUGUUGAAUGGACCUAUUUGUGAUUCAUUGCUUGAUGACA
This is a messenger RNA of Malania oleifera, 1305 nucleotides long. RefSeq lists its product as uncharacterized. Gene Ontology annotation, biological process: mitochondrial respiratory chain complex assembly. Gene Ontology annotation, cellular component: mitochondrial inner membrane peptidase complex; membrane. Bases 288 to 800 code for a protein of 170 amino acids. The record is from RefSeq and is a predicted model, not a curated record. Gene Ontology annotation, molecular function: serine-type endopeptidase activity. The transcript has 5 exons. Lineage: Eukaryota; Viridiplantae; Streptophyta; Magnoliopsida; Santalales; Ximeniaceae.